AUGGUUUGUUAUUAAAAUGAUAGAGAGGAAGAGAAAAAUCGAUUUUGAAUUUUGAAUUUAAGAGAUGCUAUGGAAUAUGCGCAUCUAUGACUUAGGAAUAUGCGUAUCAAUGUUGAUCGCUAAUUUGAUUAAAGAACAGAAAUACGUAUUUAUACAGUUACGAAUUUCUAAUUAAAAUUUAACGUAAGACAAAUAUUUUCAUCUAGAUUCCUUUUUCAAUUUGUAUAAUAGUUAUAAAAAGAGAUUAGAAAUUUUUGGUAAAAUUGUAAAUAUUAUUUAAAGGCAAGUUGAUCCAGCGGACAUGGAAAGAGAGAAACGAAUCGUAUCCGUGAUUAUAUACAUCCUCCCUUGUAGAUAAGAAAAAUAGGAGCAAGGCAUCCGUUAAGUAGGGAACAAACGAUAUCCCGGUUUCCGGUUAAUGAAUACGUCAUCCGAUAAGAAAUUAGUCGACUUACAGUCGGCAGAUGGUAUCGAUCGUAGUUGUUAGGUUUCUUCAAAUGUUCGAGAAAAGAAAAGAGAUGAAAAAAGAAAAAUCGGAAUACUGCGAAGAGAAAGAGAUUAUGAUGAGGAGGAUUGCACGUAGGUUUGUCAAAUUGCAAGAGAGAAAGAGAGAGAGAGAGAGAGAGAGAAAUAAAGAAAGGGAGAGUAAAUAGAUAGAUAGGUGGAGAGAGAGAGAGAGAGAGAGAGAGAGAGAGAGAGAAGGAAAGAGAAAGAGAGAGAAAGAAAAUCUAGUUGAGAGGUAUACUUCUCGCGUAGUUAGGGGCGACGGAGGCUAGGGACGCCGUGCCGGCACGGUGACGCCACGAUGACGAGGUGGAGGAGAAAAGGUGGUGAUGGUGGUGGAGAUGGAGGUGGAGGUGAAAAGUAGACGGUAGUGGUGGUGGCAGUGGCGGAGAAGGCGUCGACGUAGGAUGCGUGACUUGCGCGCGGGGACUUUGGGCGAGGAUGAUAAAGGCUGCUGUUAGCUACGUCGUAGACUCUGGACGACGUCCGAGUAGGAGCCCGAAGUAGAUAGAGAAAGAGAGAAAGAGAGAAAGAGAGAGAGAGAGAGAGAGAGAGAGAGAGAGAGAGAGAGAGAGAGAGAGAGAGUAGGUCUCUGGUUUAGGGCGGGUGGCGGGAGGGUCUCACACCGUGACGAAGAGAAGGUAAAAAGGGGGAGGGAGAUUGUAGGCGGAGUGGGGUAAAUGUGGUGCGCCGACUCACUGGACGAUACGAUAUUGGGAAGGGAAAAGGCGGUAGUGGUGGUAGUGGUGGUGGUGGUGGCGGUGGUGGCAGCGGUGGUGGAGGUGGAGGUGGAAGUGGAGGUGGCGGUGGUGCCGGUGCCGGUGCCGGCUAAAGAGGGGCACAGAGGGGGAGCAAAGCCACGGGGGCGGUGGCUCCUCCGUGCUACAGCCGCCAUCAUCGUCCGUCCCAUCCUAUAGUAACCUUCCAAAGCAGUACCCGAUCUUUUCUCUCCAAUGUGUGUUAGUUGGGAGCGCGUUUACCGGUGUUCGGUGCUUCGAGUCAGCUAGUGUAAAACGGACGCUUCUGUUUCGCCCGAUCUUACCAUGCCCUAACAUCGAACAUUAAAUCCUCGCUUUUUCCCUCGUUCCUUCUCUUCUCUAUCUCUCUUUUUUUUUCCUCUCUUCUAUUUUCCCCCCUUUCCAACCUACCCUCCCAAAAGAUCUUAUUCCUUUUUUUCCUUAAACUUUAUAUACGCGAGGAAGAAAAGAAAUACCUAAAGAAGAGAAACAAGUGUAAUUAGUGGGUAGAGAGGAGGUGGAGGAAAAGAAGAAGAAGAAGAAGAAGAAGAAGGAGGAGAAGGAGAAGGGAGAGAGAAUGAAUUAAAUAAUAAAAAAAAAAAAAAAAUUCAAAAUAGAAAACAAAAAAUAAAGCUUUCCUUCUCCGUGAAAGCAAGUGAAAUCAAAUUUUAAAUAUUCAUUCUUGUGUCUAUACAUUCUCCGAUUCCCUCGAUACUCGUCCUUUUCUUUCUCGUCGUUAAAUAAAUCGCGAGUGUAAUAGUGGUGAGAUUGCUUCGAGAAGUGACAACUAAAAAAAAAAAAGAAAAGAAAAGAAAAGAAAAGAAAAGAAAAGAAAAAGAAAGAGAAAAAGAGAAGAAAAGAAAAGGGAAGAAAAUGUGAUUGUGUCUUUGAUAAACGUAAACGUUGGAUAAAUUGACAGGAAGGUGUCCAGACAGAGAGAAAAAGGUAGAGCACGGGGUGGAGAAACGCAAAGGCGAGUUCAAUCUAGAAGGAUGUGGAUGCGAUCGAUUGGACAUCGCGUAAAACCAAAUAGUGGAAUGGUAGAUUGAGAUACAUAGAUAGAUAGUGAUAGAUAGACAGACAGACACAGAGAGAGAGAGAGAGAGAGAGAGAGAGAGAAAGAGAGAGAGAGAGAGAGAGAGAGAAAGAGAUAGAGAACCAAUAAGAUUUUCAAGCUCGGUGCGAAGGUCAGCACCUGAGAGAAGCGGAAAAGCGUCACGCGAGCGAAGCGGUGGCGUUUUCGUGCGGCGACAUCGCGUCCCGCCCAUUCGAGAUAGGUCAGACGCAAGGAACGAAGAACCAAGCGGUGGAACAAACGAACAGCAGAAUCAUUGACAUCGCGCUCCUCUUCGUCUUUCCUCUCGCUACACGACGACAGCUUCUCCUUCCUCUCUCCCCGCUCUCGCCAUCAUCCUCCUGAGAGUUACGCACGGCGCCUUUCGGAGGAUCAGCAAUCAUCUUCCACUCAUUUACAAAGCUAUCUCUUAACACCGUUAGAUCAGUCCCGUUGUAAUCAUAUAUUUCUAAAAGAAUCUUUUCUCUCUUAUCGUCGUCUUCGUCAUCGUCAUCGCCGUCGUCGUAUUCGUAGUCGUCGUCGUUGUCGUCGUCGUCGUCGUCGUCGGGAAACAUUGUGAAAAAGUAACUCGAUAGAUCGGCCUCUUUUUCGCCACCACGUGAGGCGACACCCUCCCAUUCGUCGUCGUCGUCGUCGUCGUCGUCGUCGUCGUCGUCGUCGUCAUCACCGUCGUCGCUGCCUUCGCCUUCUCCUCCUCAUUAGAUAUAAAAUAGGAGAAGAAGACGAAGACGAAGUAAAAGAAGAGAAAUUUAUUUGGAAAAUUUGUCAACAUCUUUCAAACUCGUUAGAGAAAAGGAAAAAGAAGGAAAAGAGAAAAGACAAAAAGGAAAGGGAAAGAAAAAAAGAAAGAAAGAAAGAAAGAAAGAAAGAAAUGAUUUGAUAGUUAGACGUAAAGAGAAAGAUAAGAAGAAGAAAAAAAGAAAAGAGUGAGAAAGUGAUCGAUAGUGCGCGUAGAGAACAACAUCCGGCCGGUAUAUUUCGAGUUUCGGUCUUAUUAAAUAAGUGAGAAAAACGGCGAACCCGAUAGAUAUUCCAAGUUUCGUCGGAAGUAAAGGAAUACGUGCACGAGAAUGCUGCGCUGCUGUGGCACUAAACGUCGUUGGACGAAUUCUUGAACAGACAUCGAGAUUACGUGGCCACGAAGGAAGGAAGGAUAUCGUCGUUUGGGUUGCGUCUCGCGUCCUCGUUGUCCUCGGCAACGAACAAGAGUGACACGCGCGAAACGCAAUACCGAUCGGUGCUUUCGCGAAUAUGAGCAUGACUCUUGUUCGGAACACAUACAAAGAUUGCAGCGAGGACGAAGCAGGUGGUGCGGACGUAGCGACGACGGUGACGACGGCAACCGAAGGCUGUACCGCUGAAGCCACGUCGGCCGUACUCGACGAGGAUGGCGGCGGUGGCGGCGGCGGUGGCGGUGGCGGCGGCGGCGGCGGUGGCGGUAGCGGUGGCGGUGGUGGCGGUGGUGUUGAUGGUAGUGGUGGUGGUGGUGGUGGUGGUGGUGGUGGCGGAGGUGGCGAUGAUAACGAGGGAGGAUCAACGGUCAAACGAGGAAAUGGCCAAACUUGUUCCCACUGCGGCAUACUCUUCCGGGACGCGCACGUACUUCAACUUCAUAUCGAGGACGCUCACAAGACGCUUUACUCGGUCGACAAAAAUGAUCCAAACGCUCAAUUUUCCCAAGUUUCAUGCAAAGUAUGUAAUAAGACUUUCGCUAACGUCUAUCGAUUACAAAGGCAUAUGAUCAGCCAUGACGAAAGUGCAGUACUUCGAAAAUUUAAAUGUCCCCACUGUGAGAAAGCUUUCAAAUUUAAACAUCACCUUAAGGAACAUCUUCGUAUACACAGCGGUGAAAAACCAUUUCAAUGUAACAACUGCGGAAAAAGAUUUUCACAUUCUGGCUCUUAUUCAAGUCAUAUGACUUCCAAAAAGUGCUUAAUCGUAAAUUUGAAGAAAUCGAGACAAAGCAGUAUAAGUAAUGUUGAUAAAUGCUCGAAGAAAACCCCAACGCAAUCGGUUCCUGGACGACGUGAAGAUACACUUCUUGCGGCGAACAACAAUACUUUUUUACCAAUACUGCCAAAGCUUUCUCCUUCAGAUUAUCAAGAAAUACGAGAAGGCGGAGGUAUUUACGAUGUACCAAGCCUUCUACCCCAAAUGAUGGGCUUUAGUAGUUACUUCCUUCAAUCCUCAUUGGGAAAGAUAUUAAAUCAACUGCAUUCCAAGCGACUCGAUGAAGUCGCCGAACAAUUCGAAAAUCAUCGAGAAACGAUGAGCCCAUCGACAGCGGAUUCAGAGGGUACGGAAGGUACUGAAGGGAAGGAAUCACCUGCCCCAAUUGAAUCGCAGGGUUUGGAUGUAGUACGACGUAUUUUGGAGACUGUCAAUACCUCUGUUACGAAGCAAUUAUUAGAAGCGAAUGUAAAAAAAUUGUCUACCUCACCGGCCACUAUGAAACGAGAAUUCGAAGACGAUUAUCAAGACCAGGAUAGCGAAGUAUCGAGCGAGAUGACCCAUUAUCCUGAUUGGUCAGUAACGGAUCAGUACGACUCACAAAGCGAAGGUUUGGCUGCUAAACUUGAAGAUGCUAAUCAGCCCCAUGGUAUUGCCAGGUUAACUUCCAAGAGGAAAGCCGAGGAUAGUUCCGAGCCGGAUUCCGAUGACGAAGAAGAUGGAAAUCAAACGCAUACAGAAAAUGGUAGGAGAGUGAGGGCGAGGUCAUUGAUAGACGACGAACAAUUGGCUGUUCUCAAAGGUUAUUACGCUAUUAAUCCUAGACCAAAGAAAGAAGAGAUUAUUAUGAUAGCGAAUUACAUUAAUUUUCCAACUCGUGUCGUCCAGGUUUGGUUUCAAAAUUCUCGUGCCAGAGAUCGUAGAGAAUCGAAGAUACCAGCAUUGUUACCUCUUUCAAAUCCAGCUAAUCAAACUACGAUAGAACAACCUUUGGAUUUAUCAAAGAAAGAUGUCCUUACGAUAUCGCUCGUCAAAGAUGUUGAUACCUCCAACAGAAACGUUUCUUCGCCUUGCGAACAGAAAGAGGAUAAUAAUUCUACUGUUCCAAAUCAAGAUACGGACGAUCUCGAGGAUUCGCCUCUUGUUAUAGACGAAGAAAUUACCGAUUCUAUCGAUACGAAACGUAUGCCUUCCACGGUUGACGUCUCGCAAAAGAAUCAAAAUCAUGGGAACGCAAAAAAGGAAAACGAGAAUCCAGUUCAAAUCGAACCGCCAACCACAGCAGAUACUGAACAAGGACUUUAUUUUUGUGAUCGUUGCGACAAGACUUUUUCAAAACAUAGUUCUCUCGCGAGACACAAGUAUGAACAUUCCGGGCAAAGGCCGUACAAAUGCGUGGAGUGUCCAAGAGCGUUCAAGCACAAACAUCAUCUAACUGAACAUAAGCGGUUGCACAGUGGCGAGAAACCAUUUCAGUGCUCUAAGUGCCUCAAACGCUUUUCUCACUCCGGCUCCUACAGCCAACAUAUGAAUCACCGUUACUCUUACUGUAAACCAUACAGAGAGUAAAUUUUCGAGCGUUCUUCGUCCUAUGUCCGCUUCGUUGGCCGAGUACGUACGGUUCUUACUCCAUUCAAACAGAAAAAUCGCAUUUAAAGUUUCUAAUUAAUCAAGUAUUACAUCCAUCGAUGUGUUUCUUUUUUUUUAAUUUUUUUUUUUUUUUUAUUGUUAUUAUUUUUUUUUUCUCUUCAA
This is a messenger RNA of Vespa crabro (European hornet), 6018 nucleotides long. RefSeq names its product zinc finger protein 1 (gene zfh1). The coding region runs from base 3568 to 5835 and encodes 755 amino acids. The record is from RefSeq and is a predicted model, not a curated record. NCBI's taxonomy places the organism in Eukaryota, Metazoa, Arthropoda, Insecta, Hymenoptera, Vespidae. Gene Ontology annotation, biological process: regulation of transcription by RNA polymerase II; anatomical structure development. Gene Ontology annotation, molecular function: RNA polymerase II cis-regulatory region sequence-specific DNA binding; DNA-binding transcription factor activity, RNA polymerase II-specific. The transcript is spliced from 9 exons.